Cuscuta europaea is the source of this 2721-nucleotide messenger RNA. NCBI's taxonomy places the organism in Eukaryota, Viridiplantae, Streptophyta, Magnoliopsida, Solanales, Convolvulaceae. The record is from the annotation of a GenBank genome assembly.
UAGCGAAGAUGUACGGCCGGUGAGAAGAAGACCUAGCGCGCAGUACGAGAAGAAGAUCGACUUCCCUACCCGGUGACUUCCCGCUGCUCCUCGGCCAGUGACGCUCUAUCCUCACCGCCAAACGCCGUCUCCUCGUCGUUGCCUAGCCGCGGUUCCACAUCAGUUGCAGCGGGCCGGGUCAGUUGCAGCGGGCCUGGAUGCCGAACGCCGCUUCUCCUCACGGCUGAGCUUCGUUUCCACAUCCGUUGCAGCAGGACGCCGAACGCCACUUCUGCAUCUGCACCCACCGACUCUCAAUCUAGACAUUACGAUAAUUAUUAUGGACCGUAGUUGGAUUAAUUGUAGACGGACAAGUGAUGAGUAUGAAAAUGGCAUUGAAUCUUUUCUUCAGUUUGCUAAAACGCAUCUUCCUGAUAACAAUGGAAAGUUUUAUUGUUAGUUUCGUGGCUCUCGAGGGGAGGAUGAGAGCUAGUAUACUACUCCCUAGUUGGGAAGUUGUUACGGAGGGAGUUAAAAACCAGAUUUGGGAGGCCAUCCAGCUCACUUUUGACGUCCCUAAUACUCAUGAACUGAGAAGAAGAUGGAUAUCAUAUGCUGGUAAUAGGUGGACGGGAUUCAAGACAUUUUUGACAUCAUCUUACAUAUUUGGCGAUCGAUCUGGGGAAAACCCCACAGAAAAGUAUCAAUGGAUAAGUGCUGAGACUUGGCAAGAGUUUGUACGAAGUAGAAAAGACCCAACUUUUCUGGAGCGCAGGAAAAAGGCACAGGAAAUCCAAGCUCAUAAUGACUGUCCUCACAUAUUGUCCCGAGGUGGAUAUGACCUGUUAGAAAAAAAACUUAUGGCUGAGAAAUUAAAAGAAUAUGAAGAAGCUUCUCAGGCUAAUCCUUCAUUGGGGCUGAAAGCUCCUUCUCCCAUACCCCGUCAUGUGAAAUGGAAGCAAGGCCGAAUAAGACGAACAGGCAAGUAUACAUCAAAGAGGUCUCUCGAGAUCGGAGAAAAAAUUGUAAGUCAAAGAUUGAUAAUAUUUUGACUGUAAAUAUAAAUUGACUUGUAUAACUACCUUAAAAGGGUUGUGCAUUUGUGGUUCGCGGGAUUCUUUAGUUGAGGAGGAAAAGCAAGGGACCUUUGCUCCCAUCGGUCGUGAUGAUAUCUUAACGGCGGCUACUGAACGUCCUGAGCACCCAGGUCGUGUACGUGGUGCUAGAACAGGUGUUGGUAUUCUUUCACACUUUGGACCCUUAGCACGUCAAGGUCAUAAAUCCACACUUUUGACCAUAAAUGACGUUGAUCGAAUCAAGAAGGAGAUGCAGCAGGAGGUAACACAACAGGUAACAAUACAAGUAACACAACAGGUAACUGAACAAUUGUCACGAGUAUUUGCUCAGCAGCUUCAAGAUGAACUUAAGAGAAUGGGUUUAACCCAACAACCAGAACUGCACACAGAGGCACGCCGCACUCGUUCUCCUACACAUGUCAGUACAAAAGGGAGCAAUGCUCCAGAGGAUAUCUCUGAGUCGGAUGAUGAGCUAUCCCGACUUUAUGUGGAUACCCCUUUUCACUUAGUAGCCAUGGGAAAGGUACACAAUUUGGGUCCUACUAUACACCAUGAGAGAAUAGAUUCAGGUAUUGUUAGGGUGGAGGUUGUGGAGGUUUUGGAUGCAUCUGCAUUGGUCCCAAUUCCAAGUGAAGAGGUCCAGACAGUUGGACAGGCCCCCAAUCAGUUCAUUCAAUGGCCAAAAAGAUUGGUUGACCCUCACGUAAAGGAGUGGACAAAUGGAAAGGAUAAUGACAACCAUGAUGAGGACAAUGCUUCUGAUGAGAACAAAGGUCCAAUAUCAUGUUUAUUGACAAUGACUACUCACCUUGGUCCACAACCGAUAGAGCUAAUCCUGAAAGAAGAAAUAGUUGGGCGGUCUGCUAUAUCUCUUUUUGUUGGCUCUGAGGAGAUAUUAGAGAUAUGUGUGGGGAAUCAAAUGCUAAGUGCAGUGAUUCUACAAGUAUGGAUAAUGCAUUUGCAUGGGAUUUGUGUUCGAAAGGAUACUGCACACCUGUACGGUUUUCUUGACCCACAUACCACUCAAGAUGUGGGGAACAAGCGUGAAGAUAUUCAAACUUAUAUAAUGACUCAACUGAGUGAAGGAAACAAAGAGUGCUACUUACUACCGUACUACUAUCCUAACCAUUGGCAGUUGUUUGUAUUGUGCCCGAGGAAAAACUUAAUUGUGUUCUUAUGCUCUUUGGGGAACAAACCAAAGGCAAACAUAAAGAGUACUCUAGAUUUGGCGAUGCAAGCACAUCAAAUGACAAAAAAUAAAAGGAAUUCCAAGCCGAAAUGGAUUAAGCCAAUGUCUCGAAUGCAAAGAGGAAGUUUUGAAUGUGGAUAUUAUGUUAUGAGACACAUGACUACUAUUAUUUCUGCCAGUGUUGUGGAUUCGUGGAUGGAGAUAUUCAAUGUUCAAGACCCAUUUAGUGAACAAGACAUCAACGAGAUUCGAGAGCGUUGGGCAUUGUUUUUCUGCGAAGCAACUAGCAUUUAGUAUUUAUUUAGUAGAAAUUAAACAUUGUUAGCAUAUUAGAAAGUGAUAUGCAAUUUUGUUGCAACUUGCCAACUCUUGAAUUUUGAUGGUGUAAAAUGAUGUUUAAUUUUUGCUAGUAAGAUUAAUACUAUAUAUGAUUUUUGGAUAUUAUGGUUGUUUUGUGAAUAUUAUUAAAUAAUGGUU